AUGUUAUUUAAAUAUAUAAAUUGUACUUUUAUAUCAAUCUGGUUGCUUCGUUAUUUUACAGAAGAUUUAAGAUUUUCUGCAACUUAUAAUUAUAUUCAUUUAUCGGAGAUUGAUAAAGAAUUAUCGUACUUAUCAAUUCAAUCAAAGAAUUCUGAGUUAAAAAAUUGUAUACAUAAUACAAUUUUAAGCAAUCCUCAUGAGAUUUCUGUUCCCGAAAUUUACGAUUCUCAUGUUUAUAAAAAUGUUAAAACAGGUGGUGAAUAUUGGCCAUUAGACUGUAAUAGUGAAUUUAGUGUUGCAAUCAUUGUGCCAUUUCGUAAUCGGGAAGAACAGCUUAAGAUUUUUGUAAAUUAUUUUCAUCAAUUUUUACAACAACAAAAAUUACAUUAUCGUAUUUAUAUCGUCGAGCAAAAUGAUAAUAAACCAUUUAAUCGAGCAAAAAUGUUUAAUAUUGGAGUAUAUGAAGCAAAUCGUAACAAAUUUCCAUGUGUAAUUUUGACUGAUGUUGAUUUAAUACCAAUCAAUAAUGCAAAUUUGUAUGCAUGUACGAAACAACCCAGGCAUAUGUCUACAAAUAUCGAUGUGCAUAGAUUUCACUUAAUGUAUAGAGGAUUAUUUGGGGGCUCAACGGCCAUACUAACAGAACAAUUUCUAUCAGUAAAUGGUAUGUCAAAUGAAUUUCAUGGUUGGGGUGGUGAAGAUGACGAUUUCUAUGCGCGAUUAACACAUAAUGGUUACGUAACUUGUAGAUAUGAUCCGAAAAUAAGUGCGUAUAUAAUGCUCAAACAUAAAAAAGAAACACCUAGUCCUGAUAGAUAUGAAGUGUUACGAACGGGUUUACAACGCUUCAGGCAAGAUGGUAUUAAUAAUUUGGAUAAUUUCUACCGUAAUGUAACAUUAAAGCCUUUAUAUACACUUAUUUCUGUUUACAAUUAAAAUUCGCAAAGUAGAAAUAAUUUUUCUCUUAAAAAAUCAUCAUCAUACCAUGGAGGAAAGUUUGUGAAAACAUCCAUUUUGAUAAACAUAGAACGAAUUUGACAAACUGAAGGAACUUUUAAAAUUGGUUAAAAUUGUAUAGAAAAUUGAUUAAAAGCUAUAACAACAUCUGACAAACACAUCAACGAUCUCGAAUCUCAUCGCAAGACGAUUUCUUUCACUUUGACGCUGCGAUUAUUAAAUAUUUCGUCUGCAAUGAUCUUUGUUCAAAUAUCUAGUCAUCAUUACUAUGUUAUGUAUAUUUCACUUAACGCUCGAAAUACACUCAAUAAGCCAGGAGAAGGCGAAAGAUUUGUCUCGAUAAAAUCAUCCCGCUUAAAACAAAGGAAAGUUGCAUUUUCUCAACCUAUUCUUUCUGGAUUAGAAGUUGUAGUUCAUCAGGCUUCAAAACAAUAUUAUAUGAAGCAUAUUAUCUAUUAUUAGCCGAAUUGAAAUUGGAAUCAAUCGCCUGCUUCCGGACUGAUUUGAGAAAAAAACAUAAAUUAUUUUUUAUGUAAGUCUAGGUUUCUAAAAUAAUAAAAUGUAAGCUUAAGUUAAUCAUUCAUCUUGAUUGGCGUGAUUAUUAUAGAUGCUUUUCUUUUACUUGGCAAUUGCGUUUAACUGCACUGAGUUUCGAAUAAAGUAGAAAAUUUAUUCCGUUUGUAUACCGUGAGCCAUUCACGGUUCCAAAAUACUGACCUGCUUUUAACUGGUUGUAUUCUCUACUAGUUGAUUUAUGAACUUUUAUAGAUUUUGAUUUGCUGCGAUCAUGGUAUAGAUAAAAUAGAGUAGUGGGAAGAUCAUGAUGCCUUUAAGUUCUUGAAGUAGUGAAUUUGUUCCAAAUUUGCGCUGAAUUUCUUGCAUUAGUACACAAUAGCAGAUGGUAUAUACUUAUUACUUACUCUUAGUUACUUUUCGAUUAAAAUUUCGUUUUAAGGAGUUAUUGAGAUCCACAAUUUAAUGUGUGCUAAGUCUAUACCUUAUACAAUUCAAGAAGUGUAGCACCGACGAAAAUUUUGCAAGUCUUGAUUGUUAAAAACAGAAAGGGAAAUUCUUAAUCGAUUUAUAAUAAAAUGAAACUUGCACACAAGUGAGUUGUACUGUCAUCACUGAGAAUUAGCAAAGGUAAAAGAAAAGCAGCGAAAUAUUCAUUAAGUGAAAUAAAAAACUAUGUAACAUUCAUAUCGA
Molecule: messenger RNA, 2163 nt
Organism: Chrysoperla carnea
Lineage: Eukaryota; Metazoa; Arthropoda; Insecta; Neuroptera; Chrysopidae
Product: beta-1,4-galactosyltransferase 1
Exons: 5
Coding region: 1-936 (311 amino acids)
Biological process (GO): carbohydrate metabolic process; glycosphingolipid biosynthetic process
Molecular function (GO): N-acetyl-beta-glucosaminyl-derivative 4-beta-N-acetylgalactosaminyltransferase activity
Source: RefSeq, a predicted model, not a curated record